This is a messenger RNA of Jaculus jaculus (lesser Egyptian jerboa), 2234 nucleotides long. RefSeq names its product sodium-dependent phosphate transport protein 1-like. The record is from RefSeq and is a predicted model, not a curated record. The transcript is spliced from 13 exons. Gene Ontology annotation, molecular function: transmembrane transporter activity. Lineage: Eukaryota; Metazoa; Chordata; Mammalia; Rodentia; Dipodidae. Gene Ontology annotation, biological process: transmembrane transport; monoatomic anion transport. The coding region runs from base 362 to 1804 and encodes 480 amino acids.
CCAAGAUAUACUGACACUUACUAGCAAAAUGGAUUAUUCAGUGCUGUGUAAAGUUUAUGGAAACAACUUUCUGGGAAGAGGAGCUUCUAUUCCAUCCUGAAUCAGGUAAGUCCAUUUGGAACAUAUGAACAGAGCUGGUAACUUCCACCAUCCUGAAAGCUGAGACCGUCAUCACAGAGUGUCAGAAGCCCACAGCAGAGAUUUCCCCAUUGGCUCUAAUCACCCGCCUGGGGUUUCCUCCACUGCGUUUGAACAGUCUUGGUUAGUGAUUGUCUUUUCUUCUGCAACUAUAACAUCUUCAUGGAAUUGUCAUCAAAUGGAGCAUGGAAUUUAGGGGAACCUGAAUCUGUGUUCUAAGGCCAUGUGGAUGGAAACCAAUGCUGCCAAGCAGGAAGAGAGAUACCCAAUGGAGAAUCAGCACUCUCCUGGCAAAGUCCUAGGGCUUUGUUCCUGUCGCUAUGGACUCACUGUGCUUUUGCACGUAAUUAACCUUGGAGUCGGUGCACAGCGUGUGUGUCUGAGCCUCACCAUAGUAACCAUGGUGAACAGAACAGACACAAGUGGUGUGUCCAACAUAUCUGCAGGGCAGAAGCUGGACGACACAAAGAACCCUGCCUAUAACUGGAGCCCUGAUAUCCAGGGGAUCAUACUCAGUGCCAUUUCAUAUGGUGCACUCAUACCACACGUUCCUGUUGGCUACCUAUCUGGAAGAUUCCCUGUGAAGAAGUUGAUUGGCUCUGCCGUGUUCCUCAGCUCUGUGUUCUCCCUGCUCACCCCAGGAGCAGCUCGCCUUGGACCAGCUUUGGUCAUCGUGUGUCGAGUGCUCCAGGGAAUAGCCCAGGGCACAGUUAUGGCAGCCCAGAACGCAAUAUGGGUCAAAUGGGCUCCUCCCUUAGAACGAGGCCGACUUACCUCUGUGAGUUACUCAGGGUUGAUAUUGGGAGCAUUCCUGGUCAUGCUUGUGAGUGGUUUCAUCUGUGAUCUUCUGGGCUGGCCCAUGGUCUUCUAUAUUUUGGGUGCAUUUGGCUGUGUUCUGUCUCUUCUCUGGUUCAUCCUGUUCUAUGAGGACCCCAAGGACCACCCGUGGAUAAGCAUCAGGGAGAAGGAAUACAUCAACUCUUCUCUCGCCCAGCAGGUCAGCGCAUGUGGACGACGUCUGCCAAUCAAGGCUAUGCUGAAGUCUCUUCCAGUCUGGGCCAUCGCCCUCUCUGUCUUUGCUUUCGUGUGGUCAACCUCCCUCUUUGCUGUGUACACGCCAACGUAUCUCAGCACCAUGCUUCAUGUCAACGUGAGAGAGAACGGGCUGCUGUCUGGUCUUCCCGGUUUGUUUGCCUACAUCUGUGGUAUCGUAGCCGGAGAGAUGGCAGACUUCUUCCAGUCCAGGAAGAUUUUCAGCCUACUUACCAUCCGGAAGCUCUUCACCACAUUAGGACUCCUCCUUCCUGUGAUCUUCAGCCUGAGCCUGCUGGCCCCGGGCCUUGGCUUCCAUGGCACCGUCACCUUCCUGGUUCUCAUCUACGUAUCAUUUAGAUUCUUUAUAGUUGGAGGACUUAUCAAUGCUCUGGACAUCGCACCCAGGUAUUAUGGAUUUCUCAGAGGAGUUACCAUGUUAAUAGGACUGGUAGGAGACAUGAUGUCUACAACUGUUGCUGGGCAAGUACUCAGCCAGAGUGCUGAAUUUUCCUGGCAUGUCAUCUUCCUCCUGGCGGCAGGCAUUAAUGUGACAAGCCUCAUCGUCUACCUCGUAUUUGCUAAGGCAGAAGUCCAGGACUGGGCUCAGCCAGCUCAGUGCACGCAGCUGUGAAGGUGGAGGUGACUGGAGUAGGGCAGGAGUGAGCAGUGCAGGAGGGGGCGGGGCUGCAGCUGAGCCCUGAGCUAAGCUCAGGCUGCCUAAGGGCCCAGGGAGGAUGGAGGCCAGAGCAAACAUGGAAGUAUUAACCACCCUCGGGAAAUGCCUUGCAGCCCAGGGAUGCUCUCCAUGGGGUCCGGGGAGAUGUCCGGGCGGGGAUGUCAGUCUGGGAGGCUGGGUCUUAAACAUUGAGACAGAGAAGACGGGACACUUGGAAGGGUCUUCAGUAAAGUGCAGUCAGCGCUGGGGAAUGUGGUGUCUUAAGAAAUGAGAAAGGUUCACGGAGAAAGAGAAUUUUGUCUGGUAAUAGUAACUCUGCUUAUUUUGGGACCUUGUGGAAUCAGCUGUUGUUUAAAUUAGAUCUCCUCUCGCUUACAGUCAGUCA